Molecule: messenger RNA, 309 nt
Organism: Entrophospora sp. SA101
Lineage: Eukaryota; Fungi; Glomeromycota; Glomeromycetes; Entrophosporales; Entrophosporaceae
Source: the annotation of a GenBank genome assembly
AUGCUUGAAUCAAAUAAUGAUACCUACGCAUAUACUACAGUUUUAGUUGUUGAUUUAGUAUUAGGGUGUUGUCUUGGUGGUUUAAAGGGUACAAUAUUUGGAGCUAUAAUAGGUGAAAUUUUAACUGGGUUUAAUUUCUAUGUUUUAUUUUAUUCGUUACAAGAGGAGGUCAACCAAGUUUCGCUUUUACUUUUCUGGGCAGAUUUGUGGGCUACAUUAUUUGUUAUUUAUACUACCAUUGAACGAUACAUCAAAAGAGGAGAAUUUGUAGAGCGAAAAGUAGAAUUUAGUCUUCAGAAUUACAUCUAA